Messenger RNA from Lactuca sativa (garden lettuce), 513 nucleotides. The record is from RefSeq and is a predicted model, not a curated record. Lineage: Eukaryota; Viridiplantae; Streptophyta; Magnoliopsida; Asterales; Asteraceae.
AUGAUGGUUUUCAAGCUUUCUAUUGGUGUAUCUUUUGUAAUCCUGAUUUUGAUUGGCAUGGUUAACAUUGGAUAUAGUGAAAAUCUUGUUGAAGAGGAGAAGACAUCUUUUAGGCAUGGUGAGGGAGUUAGAAAGGCUGGAGGAGCAUUCGACGAUGGGUGUGAUGCCAAAAGAGGAUCUAGUUGUGGGCUUCGAGGAAAAAAAAGGUUAAAUUUGGGGAUGGGGGUUGGUAUGGGAGGUCUAGGAAUGAGGUUCGGGUUCGGGGUAGGGAUGGGGACUGGUAUUGGUAUUGGUAGUACUAGUACUGGUAGUACCGGUACCGGUAGCAUCGGUACCGGUACUGGUAGCACCGGUACCGGUACUGGUGGGGGUAAUAAUGUAACUGGUAGUACUGGUACUGUGCCCGCAAAUAUAGGGAUUGGAACUGGGGAUGGGGCCAUAAAUAAGACUAUAAGUAUAGGGACAAUGGAUGCAAAUGGGAUUGUGAAUCCAGGAACUGAGACUGGAAUCUAA